GGUGAAUCGAUUAGGAGGCUUUUUCAUGAAAAUUGCGUCAGCUUUUCCCGUAACUGUGUCAAUUAGGAGAGAUAGUAAACGUAAUUAUACAUCCUGUGAUCGUCUAACAAUUUUAUACACAGACUCUCGACAAUGGCUGAGGCAGCAUCACGGACACCAUGCGGAGCAGGAGAACAGCUGAACAACUUGUCUUUGAAUGAUGGUGAAGAUGAUUUUGUGGACCCAUGGACCGUUUCCAGCAAGUCUGAGACUGGCAUUGAUUAUGACAAACUAAUCAGAAAGUUUGGCAGUCAGAAAAUUGAUGAAGAACUUUUGCACAGAUUUGAGAAAGUUACGGGAAAGAAAGCCCAUCCAUUACUGCGCCGCGGUAUAUUCUUCUCGCACCGUGACCUGCAGAGCAUUUUAAACCUACACGAGGCCGGCAAGAAGUUCUACCUUUACACUGGCAGAGGACCGUCUUCGGAGAGCAUGCAUAUAGGACACAUGAUACCAUUUAUGUUUACUAAGUGGCUUCAAGACACAUUCCAGGUACCCCUCAUAAUCCAGCUGACGGAUGACGAAAAAGCGCUGUGGAGAGACAUCAAGAUUGAGGACGCACGGCAGAUGGCGUUUAAUAACGCGAAAGAUAUCAUUGCCGUCGGAUUCGACCCUAAGCGCACUUUUAUUUUUAAUGAUCUGGAUUUUAUUGGAAAAUGUCCAGAAUUCUACCAGAACAUGGUGCGCGUACAGAAGUGUGUGACAUUCAACCAGGUGAAGGGCAUCUUCGGCUUCGGCGACGGUGACGUCAUAGGCAAGAUCACCUUCCCUUCCAUUGAAGCUGCGACUGCCUUCUCCACCAGCUUCCCGUUCAUUUUUGAAAAUAAAAUUGUCCCGUGUCUCAUCCCGUGUGCGGUGGACCAAGACCCAUACUUCCGCAUGACGCGCGACGUGGCCGCGCGCCUCAAGCUGCCCAAACCAUCUCUUAUCCACUCCUCGUUCCUGCCCGCACUGCAAGGCGUCCAGCACAAGAUGUCUGCCAGUGACCCUAAUACGUCCAUCUUCUUGAGUGACACCCCUAAGCAGAUUAAAAAUAAGAUCAAUAAAUACGCAUUCUCUGGAGGACAAGCGACGAUUGAAGAGCAUCGGCAGAAGGGUGGCAACACUGACGUUGACAUAUCGUACAAGUACUUGACUUUCUUCCUCGACGACGACGAGAAAUUGGAACAGAUAAAAAAAGAUUACGAAUCCGGUGCCCUUCUAACUGGCGAAUUAAAAAAGAUAGCCAUAGACACAAUAACACCUAUUCUCCAAGACUAUCAAACACGCCGUGCUAAGGUCACCGACGACGUCAUGCAAGAGUUCUUCACGCUGAGGAAGUUAGAGAUCUGAGGGUUGGAGUGCGUGUCUGACGUGAUGGCGGGAUAGUGCCUGAACGAUAGACUGGUUUUGUGGUCUUCGAGUGGGUGUAAACUGGCUUCCGUCCAUUCCGUUGCGUGAACUUGUUUAAAACUUGUGUCUUUCAGGGCGCUAUUUACAACCGACACGCAAGCGACAUAAGAAGAGGCGACAUAAUUAAGAGUAGUAUGAUGAGUAGUAUACUUCCGCCGCUUGGAAGUAGCGCCGUGUAAGACGUGCCUUACACUAUUGUGAAAUAAAAUAACGUCGAAAAAAUAUGUAUAAAAAUAUAUAUUUUAAAAAUCUACCCCAUUGUUGUUGAAAAAAUAAUCACGUAUACAUUUCAUACUAAUAGUAAAUUAUAUUUCAUACCAAUAGUAAAUUAUAUUUCAUACCGAUAGUAAAUUAUAUUUCAUACCAAUAGUAAAUCUAAAAAACAUACCAGUAGCAAAGUAGUGCUAUAGAACCCAAUUUUUAUCCGUGGUUCAACAGCGUAGUUCUACUAUGUACCAAGGGCAAUGUUUUUGUCCGUGGUACUACCAGUAGGACUAAUAAGAAAAUGAUUACUAUGCGUGGGCCAUCUGAAUCCCAUAUAUAUUUUAAUUUAUUAUUAAAAUAUAGGUUAUUUUGUACAUAUUUCAAAAAGACUGAAAGUGAAUGGACACCCGUUAUUGCUUUCGUUACCACUAGUACCACAGAUGGGAACUACGGUGGUAUUAGUGAGACUUUUCCGACUAGUACCACCAUCCGAAAUGUUGAAUGACUGUGGUACUAGUGAGACAUUUUUGUACCACUUAUUCAUAUUGUAUCAGGGUAUCAGUAGCUUGUCAUCUGCGUUUAGAUUUAUUAUUAGUUCAACCGCAAUGUUGGGUAUACACAACAUUGGGGUUGAACCCUAACCUACAGACCCCCGGUGAUAGAACCGGGAUGGCGAAAUUAUUCCAUGCAAUUCCGUUACACGCUCUCCGUGUAUAUCCUGUAGAAUACUGAUAAGAUCUUUUAUAUCUUAAGAUAAUAUUCAUCAACAUUAAGGUCGCCUUCAAAUUAGACGCGUAUAGAAGCGCUACAGUGCUGCGGCAGCCGCGCGCCAGCGUUAAGUAAUUUUCAAUUCACUAGCUUACAGCGGGUGCGGGUCGGGCGCGUGUCGGGUCGGGAGCACGGCGGGUAAAUUCCGUGUAUUUAUGUGUGUUGUCGUCCAUAUAAAUACACGGAAUUACACUCGCCGUCGCGCCCAACUCGCACCCGUUCUCGGUGUGUUUCACGCUUAAUUGCGACUGCAAAAGAGGCUCGCGCGUGUCACAACAUUGGCGCUGCAACUGUGCUUUUAAAUAUUGUGUAUAAAUUAGCAGUGGUGCGGUAGCAGCGCCACAGUGGCGCCACUG
Molecule: messenger RNA, 2756 nt
Organism: Hyposmocoma kahamanoa
Lineage: Eukaryota; Metazoa; Arthropoda; Insecta; Lepidoptera; Cosmopterigidae
Gene: TrpRS
Product: tryptophan--tRNA ligase, cytoplasmic
Exons: 9
Coding region: 133-1368 (411 amino acids)
Biological process (GO): tryptophanyl-tRNA aminoacylation
Cellular component (GO): cytoplasm
Molecular function (GO): ATP binding; tryptophan-tRNA ligase activity
Source: RefSeq, a predicted model, not a curated record